Molecule: messenger RNA, 1555 nt
Organism: Umbelopsis ramanniana AG
Lineage: Eukaryota; Fungi; Mucoromycota; Umbelopsidomycetes; Umbelopsidales; Umbelopsidaceae
Exons: 5
Coding region: 204-1424 (406 amino acids)
Biological process (GO): protein folding
Cellular component (GO): endoplasmic reticulum membrane; endoplasmic reticulum
Molecular function (GO): calcium ion binding
Source: RefSeq, a predicted model, not a curated record
CGUGGGCAAGGGGAACUCUAUUUUCAGCCAAUGAACAAUUGCCAUCGCUUGGUGGAUUGACACGUCACACGGCUUGGUUGAAUUGGAACGUGUAAUUUGGCUCUGCCAGGCGUACAAGUAUAUAAUUGGCAGCUGCUAGUUUUUAAAGCUCACCUUAGCCUGCGAGUAUUCUUUGUCUUUCUCUCUCUCAAACAACUAAUCUGAUGAAGAUUUACACUAUUGCCUCUGUCUUGGGUUUGGCCGCCGUUGCCACCGCCGAGAUCUUCAUGCACGAAACCUUUGCCGAUGGAGACGCCUGGACCGAGCGCUGGACGCCCUCCACACACAAGGAUGAUCUUGGUGCCCUCAAGCUUACUGCUGGUAAAUUCUUUGCUGACGAGAACAAGAGCGUUGGUCUCCAAACUGCUGAGGACUACCGCUUCUAUGCCGUCUCUGCUCCCAUCACCCCUUUCUCUAACAAGAACAAGGAUUUGGUUAUCCAGUACUCUGUUAAAAAUGAACAGAGCAUCGACUGUGGUGGUGGUUACUUGAAGCUCUUCAAGGAAUUGGAUCCUCUUAACUUCACUGGCGACAGCGAGUAUAACAUCAUGUUUGGUCCUGAUAUCUGCGGUUCCAAGUCCAUGGUUCACGCCAUUUUCAACUACAACGGCAAGAACCACGAUCUUAAGAAGAGCGUCUCUGCUCCCAAUGAUGUUUACACCCACACUUAUACUCUUAUCGUUAAGCCCGAUCAGACCUACCAAGUCUUGGUUGACAAUGAGGAGAAGGCUGCUGGAUCCCUUCUUGAGGACUGGGACUUCCUUGCCCCCAAGACCAUUCCUGAUCCUGAUGCUAAGAAGCCUGCUGACUGGGUUGAUGAAGCCGAGAUCGAUGAUCCCGAAGACAUCAAGCCUGCAAACUACGAUGAUAUCCCUGAAUUCAUUCCUGACCCUGAGGCCGAAAAGCCCGAAGACUGGGACGAUGAGAUGGAUGGUGACUGGGAAGCUCCCUCUAUCGCCAACCCAGAUUUCCAAGGCAAGUGGGCUCCCAAGCGUAUCCCCAACCCUGACUAUCAAGGCCCUUGGGUCCAUCCUGAAAUCGACAACCCUGAAUACAAGGUUGACAACGAGAUCUAUGCCUAUGACUUCGGUCGCGCCGGUUUCGACCUCUGGCAGGUCAAGUCUGGCACCAUCUUUGAUGAUAUCUUGAUCACUGAUGACCUUAAGGUUGCUGCCGAACAGCGCGAAGAAGCUUUGGAAUUGGCCAAGAAGGAGAAGGAAUCAAAGGAAGCUUACGAUGAAGUUCAACGCAAGGAAGCUGAAGAGAAGGCUGCUGCCGAAGCAGAAACUGCCAAGGAAAACGAAGUUACUCCUGAAGAAAUCAAAAAAAAAUCACAACUACCCCCACCCACCACUUUUACUCACCUGCCCUCCAACACUUUAUAAAAUCCUAUUCAUUGAAACAUAUAACUUUUUUUUUGUAUGAUCGAUUUGCGUUGUGGUCAAUCACCAAGCAAUAAAGAAAAAAAAAAAAGAAAAAAGUACAAGCGUAAUUUUUACUCCAAAUGAGCUACCGC